UUCAAAUACCAACACCAGCACUAACAGUGACUGGGUUCUCCGUUCAGCCUGCUGUAACAAUGUAUCAGCCUGCUGUACCAGUGUUUCGACCUGCUGUAACGGUUGUUCAGCCAACUGUACCAUUGGUUCAGUCCACUGUGGUCAUGAGUCAAAUGCCAGUUGCUAUUGUACCAGAUUACUUGGGCUACUCCAUCUUUACCAUGCUGUGCUGCUGUUUACCUCUGGGCAUCGUUGCUAUCAUCUUCUCAUGCAAUGCUCGAGAUGCUAACUUUUCUGGACAGCGAGAUUUAGCGAUGAGCCACUCCAGAGUGGCAUUUAUCCUGAACAAUGUGUCUGUCGGUAUCGGCCUCGCUAUCAUGACAAUGAUCCUUAUCAUUUGUUUGAAAUAUGCUUGAACAACAUCUUUGAACAGAUGUUUUAUUCUGCUUCAAAUGCAUCUACUCUUUCUGUCAAUGAUAAUGUCAACUCAAGUCAAUGAUUUUGCGGAAGAAAUGAAAAAUAUU
This is a messenger RNA of Carassius auratus (goldfish), 503 nucleotides long. RefSeq names its product synapse differentiation-inducing gene protein 1-like. The transcript has 2 exons. Lineage: Eukaryota; Metazoa; Chordata; Actinopteri; Cypriniformes; Cyprinidae. Bases 60 to 395 code for a protein of 111 amino acids. The record is from RefSeq and is a predicted model, not a curated record. Gene Ontology annotation, cellular component: membrane.